This is a messenger RNA of Penicillium mononematosum, 843 nucleotides long. RefSeq lists its product as uncharacterized. The transcript has 3 exons. NCBI's taxonomy places the organism in Eukaryota, Fungi, Ascomycota, Eurotiomycetes, Eurotiales, Aspergillaceae. The record is from RefSeq and is a predicted model, not a curated record. The coding region runs from base 1 to 843 and encodes 280 amino acids.
AUGCCUCCAAAAGGGGCUGAAGCGGCAAAUGGCUCCCAAACCCCCACAAAGGCAGCGGAAUGUACUGACAACACUCCUAAUACGCCUGCGGCAAGUCACGGUGUUCACGCGAAACUUCUCGAAUACACCCAUCCAGCAGAAACGGGCUGGUGCAUCCAAUGCUUCAGGGUAGCAGUGCGUGACUGGGACGAGAAUGAGUGGGAUCGACCCCUCAAGAUAAACUGCAUUCGCGAUGCCGAUUCCAAGCGUUGUCAACGAUGUUGCCAUGCCCACGACAAAUGUGAACUCCUCUAUAAAGGUAUCAGGGGCCACGGGUUCGAACUGCACGCAUUACUGGAGUGGGUAAUGGAGUUUUGGAUCAACGAGGAAUCCGAAUUCGGACAAACCGACGAUGCUAGCCUGGUUCACGAUAUAGAGAUUGUCCACGCCGCUGCAGUGGCUGUGCGAGAUCUCUGCGCCGGUCUUGAUCGUCUCAUCAAGUCCCAUGGCAGCGCUCACAACUUAGUCGGCGAGCGUGAUGGAAGUGCCGCAGAUGAAGCUAAAGCUUCCUACGCUCAGUACUGUUCUUAUCGGCGUCGUUUCUUGCAAGUUCCGCCUCCGCUUGGUCCCCGUAGCGAUGGUACUCCACACCCCAAGCGCAUCCAAUUCGAGCAUUGUGCUCGCCAACACCUUCGUCUUGAUAUCCAUUCUGACUUUGGUCUGCCUUGGUAUAUGAGCGUUCUCUCGUUCAAGGAAACCAUCGAGGGGUUGAUUCGGGAUGAAUGUGAUCACAGUGAUGCCAACAUCGUCGCCUGGUAUACCACUAUGCUGGCCACAUUCCCUUUGACCAUCUCUCUGCUAUAG